Messenger RNA from Octopus bimaculoides (California two-spot octopus), 4190 nucleotides. Its product is annotated as ribonuclease P protein subunit p40. Gene Ontology annotation, biological process: endonucleolytic cleavage in ITS1 to separate SSU-rRNA from 5.8S rRNA and LSU-rRNA from tricistronic rRNA transcript (SSU-rRNA, 5.8S rRNA, LSU-rRNA); tRNA 5'-leader removal. Gene Ontology annotation, molecular function: ribonuclease MRP activity; ribonuclease P activity. The record is from RefSeq and is a predicted model, not a curated record. NCBI's taxonomy places the organism in Eukaryota, Metazoa, Mollusca, Cephalopoda, Octopoda, Octopodidae. Gene Ontology annotation, cellular component: multimeric ribonuclease P complex; ribonuclease MRP complex.
AAUCAGCUGUCGAGUUAUCUACCCCUGAUUCUGUUGACUGUAAACAUGGCAUUGAAGUUGCCCCACAACCUGAGAAGUGGCAAAUUAAUUUUAGAUGUUUCUAAUUUCAAUCAUCUGAAAAGCAACCACGACGCAAUCGUCCUUUCACAUUUCUUCAACUUUUCUCUGAAUUUGAUUCUCCCUGGUGCUGUCAAUCUGCCAGAUUCUCUUGAUGAUAUUCUCCAACAGAAAGGUUCCACUGUAUAUUUCCUGAAAGGAAUACCAAUUUCUUUACUCAUAGAACCAGAUUUUUUGGAAGCUUUCUGCAAAAAAGGUCAGCUGUAUAUGAUGUCCCAUGGUACAAAUAUUGAUACUCAAGACUGUAUAGCAUUACUGCCCCCUGGCAAACUUGUGUUGAAUGUAACGAAGGACACGUACGAAAGUUUGGGUCUCGAUGGGAAGAGGUCAAAGUUCAUUAAACAUGGACACAACAAAUUUGUGGUAACCAUUCCUCUUUUGGAUCCAAACUUUGUUUCUGGUAAAAAGUUCUACGAAAGAGUCAAAUGGUGUUUUACAGAUCGUUUGAAUUUGAAGUUCAAUAUGUUAGCUUGUUGGAUUCCUCCAGACGAUGACAUUCUCUCUUCAUCUCUUGCGGAAUAUUUCAAACAAAAUAAUUAUCGGACAGUCACUGCUGGAUUAAAAAAGGAGUCAAAAACUAGAACUGGUUUGAAAGUUCCAAUUGUGGCCAGCAGCCAACCACAUUCAAGUAUAGAAUCAUGUGAUUUUCAAGAAUUUUUUGAUUGGCUGGGUUCUGUAUCCUCAGAUUGUCAAGACCAUGUAGAUGAAGACUGCCACAUGUCGUUCACUCCAACCCCAAAUUAUACGGUGGACAGUUUGAAUUAUAAUGUGAAAGGUUUCAUUCUUCCUCAAACUAUUCAAAAGAUUCUCGUGGAAUUAAGGACUAUUGUAACCCAGUACAGCCUCAAGUGGUCAGCAAUGACCAUUCAUGGCUUUACUGAUGCACCAGUCACAUGGGAGAUGAGAGAACAUGGAUUCCAGUACAACGGAGACAAUCUUUAUACAUAUGUUGUCUUUCCUGAUGAUAUCUACUGGCUUUACACUGCUGUUGGAUCCCUUGACACAUGGAUUUGAUCUCAAGACCAAACAUAAACGACAGCCUGUAUGAUUUCAUUGUAUCAUGUAUGGUUCUUGUAUUUCACAAUCUUUAACUCUUCUGACAUUUUCUCAAUCUAAAAGGAGUCUUGUAAAGAAAUAACAUAUUUAUUCCACCAUUCCUAUGUGUGAGUAUUUGGUCCAAGACUGCACCAGGCUCUGUAAGCCUCUGGUAUUUAGCGAAAUGUUUUCUCCAAAUAUUAUUCUUCAGCUGCUCGUUGUUGCCUAACAAGUCUCUCUGACUAAAACCAACAAUCUGUAACAUCAACAAUGUUUCAGCAAUGGCUGACUGCUACGAUCUGUCUGUAUGUCUGUAUGUAAGAAGUCUGCAUCUUUUGGUUUAUGUGUCACCAAUGUCAUGGGGCAGCAAGUAAGCUCUCCAUUAACUGAGUCUCUCACUUAGCUUCUCCUCUCAGCCAGAACAGUUUCACUAUUCGCAUCACCCCCUCACCCCAUCAUUUCACUCCCUCCUCCACCACAGCAUAUUCUUUAAUCCUUUUGUUUUUUUUUUUUUGAAAUACAUUUCCUUCGUUUCAAAUUAUUUUUGGAAAUAAUGAAAAAUUGAUUAAAAUAACUUUGUCAUUAUUAAACUGGUGUUAGGAACACAAAUUAACUGGAAAUUUUGACGGAGGAAGAUUUUAAUUUCAAUCACUUUUAAAGAAAAAGUUUGUCGUAGAACCAGGCUCUGUUUCAGGUUUGUAUGAAAACGGUUAAAAGGAAGCACGACACUUUAAGUUUUAUAAUUAUUGAUAAUGUUAUUAAUGUUGUUAUUUUCAUUUACGAACCAUAUUCAGCCAUGCCAUGACCAACACUGAUCAAAUAAGGAAGGGUAUGAUGAAAUGAAGCAUUCAACCUUCUUAUUCUUGUGUCUUACUCCUUAACCCACCCUCCUUUCUUUUCCAACUGGAAUAUCCAUGUACCUACUCAACAACUGGACACCUACCCCUGUCCCUUUACACCUCUAACCUCUCAUCAACUGGCACAGAACCAACCCUGCCUCAAUACCCCUCCCCACUCCCAGCUGAGCGUUUUUUUUUUUAUCUUGCAAGUUACUUGGUGACCCUAUUGAUGUUGGUGCCAUGUGAAAAGCACCCACGACACUCUGUAAGGUGGUUGUUCUUAAGAAGAGCAUCCUGCUGUAGAAGCCAGGCCAAAACAGACUAUGGAGCCUGGUGUGGCUCUCCAGCCUUGCCAGCACCUGUCAAACCGUCCAACCCAUACCAGCAUGGAAAACAAACAUUAAAUGAUAAUGAUACAAUCUAAUACAGUGUUUGGGACCAGUAAGGCUAAUCAUGUUACAGACACUUGACUGGUUUUUAGGGGAUCAAUGAAGUGUGUGUCCUAUAGGGUUGUAUACAUGUCUGAGUAUUUAGAAUUAGUUUUUCAUGUGAACAAGCUGACUUUUCCAAAUCCAAAUGGUCUUUCAUCAUCAUCAUUUAACGUCCAUUUUCCAUGCUGGCAUGGGUUAGACGGUUUGACUGGAACUGGUAACUGGAGAGCUGCACCAGGUUCCAGUCUGAUUCGGCUUGGUUUCUAUGGCUGGAUGCCCGUCCUAAUGCCAACCACCUCAAGUUGCUGGCCCUCAUGCUGCAAAACUUUGGCAACCUUCUUCCUUUCUGCAUCCCCCCUGGCUAAGUAUGCCUGCUCUCUCGCUUCCCUUCUAGCUCCCUGCUAUAGUUCCUUGCUACCGCCACCUCUCCAGUCCUGCUUCUUUGCUCUGAAUGGCCCUGUCAAGUAAACUGUUCCACCACCAUCGCUGGUCUGGUUGAGACUUUGCACCAAUGACCUCAUGCGAAAGGACGAACGAAUGGAACAGCAGCUUAUGAGGAUGGAUGAGCGACAGUGGCGACUGCUGGGGCAUGAGGUGGAGUGCACCAACUACAAGUUUGGUCUGUGGCUCUCAGUAAGUUGUCUCAUAGGAACUUACAGUUCUGUUCUAUGUUGCAUGUCUGUAACUCCUCAUGAAAUGCUUCAGUUAGGACGUCUCUAAAUCUCUGACCAUUCAGAAGAUCCUUAAGCUUCCAGUCCCCUCUUUUCCAAACUGGCUUCCUUCUUGGAAUCUUUCUUGCCUCUAGUCUGAAAUCACUGAUGAUUAAUCUAUGCUGAGGGAUACAUUCUUCAUCAGGGAAAGAUUUUGCAUUUAUGAGCCACCCUGGAUCUCCGUUUCUGGGGACAAUGUAGUGAAUCUGGCUUGUGUGGUCACCAGAUUUAUAGGUUAUCUGGUGAUUGGCUGGUUUCCUGAAGUUGGUGUUGCAGGUCAUUAGGUUAUUUGUAUCACAGAACUCCAGCAGUCUUGUUCCUUCAUUUUGGGAACCAAUUCCAUAGCCCCCACGCACCCCAUGAAAGACACAUGGGUGCUGCCUGACAUGUCCUUUGAAAUCACCAGCCACGAAGAUAAGGUCACUGUAAUUUGUCUUUGAGGUAGUCUGCAGAAGAAUUUCAUAAAAGUAGUCCUUUUGUUAAUUUAUCAGACUGGGUUUGGUGGGCAUAGGCAGAGAUGAUUGUUGCUGUGCAACUCUGUCACACUAGUCUAAGCUGAAGUACUCUAUCACAUACUCUGACUACCUCAAUCACCUUAUUAACCCAUUUCCUUGCUAGAAGUAUGUCCACACCUCCUACCCCGUCACUGUUGCCCUCCCAGAAAAAUUUAUACCUGUGUGUUUUGCCUGUGAGGAACCUGGCUGAAGCUCCUCCUUCCACCUUACUUCUUGAAUGCAACACACAUCCAACACACGACUCCAUUCAAGCAUCUCAACAAUAUCACCAGACCUGUCUUUCAAUGUGCCUACAUUGACAGUGCCAAUUCUGAGAGAAUGUGAGGAGAGGCAGGAGGUAACAUGGGAAGGGAGAGCUGCGGCUUUCAGUAUCUGAAAAGAAAGUUCAAAGUGUUUGCCAACAGACAUGUCAUAACAGUUAUCCUCACAUUUAAUCUACCAUCAUUCAUGUUACACUUGCUGCCUCCACUGGAAGUGGGUGCUAUACAAGCAUUGGUAGAAGAAAUGUUAGUACAAACACAAAUAAAUACAUACAAACAAGGA